ACCAUAAAAAAAAAAUCUUUCAUUUAUGACAAAAAUAAAAUGUGACACCUAAUAUACUAGGAGUAGUGAUCAUAUUGUUUUUAGUAAUAUUCUCCUGACUAUACACCACCUUGUUGUCCUUGUCGGAAUUUUCAUCGGAAAUGGCAACCGUUGCAUCCACCUGUGGGCCCACCUUAGAAUCAUUUGCUCAUAUUGACAUCACUAAACUUUCCCAAUCGGAGCUCCAUGCACUUUCCCUUUGCUCCGACUCCGCUUACAAUCUCCGACGUAACAACGACAUCGUUAUUCCCCAAAUUGAUCGUUCCCUUUUCAAUGAAUCCGCCAGUAGCCGCCGUCAAACCUACUCCCGUCUCCGCCAUAAGCACCACCGUUCUCGGGUACCCGGUUUACACCCUUCCUCUUCCCAACCCAAACCCAAACCCGUUUCCACUUCCUACCCGGAAAAUCAUGCAAUUCUUCAUUUCCUUAAGUACUUUGUUAACAACCCGAAUUCUCAAUCUCCACCACCACCGCCACCUCCUCCUCCUCCGCCGCCGGUUCCGCUGCCACCUGUUCAUCCUCCUCCGGUGAUACAGCCGGAUACUUCCGGUAUUCAAGGAAAAACCCUGCUUUCAAGGAAGAGAGGACGGAAGCGUAAGGAUGACAAGAAGGUGAAAGUGGAAAUGGUGAAUAAAAAAGGUGAGGUGGUGGAUUUGAACAGUUUGGAGAAUAAUGGGGAUAGGUUGUAUAGUGAAGAAUUGGAGAAAAGGACGGUUGGGUUACAGAGUGAAGAAGAGUUACUUGGUUUUGUUAGGGGUUUGGAGGGGCAGUGGGGUAGUACAAGGAAGAAGAGGAAAUAUGUUGAUGCUAGUGGUUUUGGAGAUGCAUUGCCUAUUGGUUGGAAGCUCUUGCUAGCCUUACGAAGAAGGGAUGGCCGCGUUUGGGUUUAUUGUCGUAGAGUUGUGAGCCCUACUGGUCAACAGUUCAUAUCAUGCAAAGAGGCUUCAUCAUACUUGCGGUCCCGUCUUUUGUCUGGUGAAGCAAGCCAGCCUUCUCAGCAGGUUGAUGAUACUGUUGCUAAAAGUGCGAGUAACUUCCACAAUGAUACCAGUUUGGUUUUGUCAACAGAUAUCCAAGAAAAUCCUCAUGCUCUUCAAAAAAGUGAUGUGGCGAAGCAUGACAUAGUUGCACAUGCAGUUGUACCUAGUUCAUCUACCGUAGACCUACAUCUCAGUGAAAUUUGCUUGAUGGAGAUGGAUAAGCUCCCUGAGGUUAAAGUUCAAGACAUUUUCGAAUGUUACAAGUGCAACUUGACAUUUGAAGAAAAGAAUGCAUAUUUGCAGCAUCUAUUCUCAUUUCACCAGCGAACCACAAGAAGGUACAGGGUUGGGCCAUCUGUUGGUGAUGGCGUCAUAAUUAGAGAUGGAAAAUAUGAAUGCCAGUUCUGCCAUAAGGUAUUUGAAGAAAGGCGUAGUUACAAUGGUCAUGUAGGAGUCCAUGUAAGAAGCAAUGCAAGAGGAGCUGUGGACGUAGCCGCUGCUGCUGUUGCAGCAAACAAGGGUGUUCAAUCUCCACAUCAUGAUGGGUUGCUUUCAAGGACAUGCAAAAUGGAUGCUUUAAUUGAAAUUGCCCAAAAUUCAGUUGUAGAAACUUCUAGUGCUAAACCUGUGACGAAGGGCAGCACCAUGCCAUCUAGCACUUCAAUGGACCUGGAUGCAAUUAUGGCUACCAAUAUUGAUCAAGUUGCAAGGUCAAACACUGAAACUGGACUGUCAGAUGCCAAGGAAUUUAAGGCUGAAACAUGUCCUGAACGAGGCAGAAAUCAGCCUGAUAAUACCUGCUCGGAAGUAGAUAAAGAUAAGAGUGGUGAGAUCUUGGUUAACAAGUUCAAUCCGAGAGUGAUAUCAACCAAUGCGUCUGAGCAGCCUGAGGGUGAUGAUGUGAAGAAGGCUGGAAGCAACAAGUUAAUGCAGGGUAUGGGAAACAAGCAGACAAAAGAAAAUAACGAUGUUCAACCAGGGACAAUGGAACUAACUUUUCAGGAAAUUGCUAGUCAGAAUCCAUCAACCAGCUCUUCAGUCUCCAUGGUGCAGACGUUGCAUGAUUUUGAGCACUCUGAGGAUGGUGUCGUGAAGAAGGAUGGAAUUGAUGAGGUAGUAAUGGGUAAGGGUAACUGCCCGACUAAAGCAAAUAAUGUUGAAUCACAAACUAUGGAACUGACUUUCCAGGGAAAUGCUACUCUGCAUGGGUUAACCAGCUCCUCGGCGUCUAUAUCUCAUGGUGCUUUUGAGCACCCUGAGAGUGACAAUAUGAAGAAGGAUGCGAAUGACCAGCUAGCACUUUGCCUUGGAGACAGCCUAACUGAAGCAAAUGCUGAUGCGGAAUCCAAGAUUCUGGAGUUCAGUCUUCAGCAAAAUGCUACUCGAGAUGGGCUAGCUAGCUUUUUAGAGCCUAUGGUGCAAUCUUUCCACAACUUUACUGGCAUUAUUUCAGGAUCAAGUAAGGACAAUGGCAAAGUUUCUGCUGUUGGUCAGAAUCUGGAUAAUGGAACAGGAUUUGAGGAACUUAGGCUGGAUGAGAUAGAACAUUUUGAAUAUAACUUUGAUGUUGGUCAUGUAUCUCCAUCUUUGCCUCCAACUUCUAUUGGAUUGGGUAAUGAUGCAAGGAUGGAAGAGGCUUUUGCAUCGGUUGGAUUUGAUUCUGGAGGAAUAAUCUUAAACAUGGAAGGACUGAAUCAACUUUCAACAAUAUGUGUGUGGUGCACAGCGGAGUUCAAGCUUGAAGCUUAUGAUAGAGAAGCUCAUUCAGAUUCAAUUGGAUAUAUGUGUCCAGACUGCAAGGCUAAAAUAUCUGGACAUCUGGAGAGUGUCUUUCCUUGAGUCCUCACGGUUUCUGAUUUUCUCUGGGCCAUCUCGUGGUUCUUGCUGCUUAGUAUCCUGAUACAUGUGAAAAUGCAGGUUUAUUUUCCGCCUAAAAAGAUGGCUGUUACAAAGCAGGCAUGUGCUGUUUCCUUAGGAAACGGAGUUUUAGCUGGUAUACUCAGUUUGCUGUAAAUUCAUCUCCGGAAUAGUAUAGUUAGUAAUAUUCCUCAUUCUGGUAUGUUAAAUUACAGAAGACAGAAGAUGUGUUUCUAUGUAUGAAUUGACCGGUGUAUAUUCUGGUCUUUGUAUAUAUCUGUUUUAAGUAUGUCACUGAUUUGCUCUAUGAGCCUUUUUAGAA
This is a messenger RNA of Capsicum annuum, 3198 nucleotides long. RefSeq lists its product as uncharacterized. The transcript is spliced from 4 exons. The record is from RefSeq and is a predicted model, not a curated record. Lineage: Eukaryota; Viridiplantae; Streptophyta; Magnoliopsida; Solanales; Solanaceae. Bases 141 to 2858 code for a protein of 905 amino acids. Gene Ontology annotation, molecular function: DNA binding.